Messenger RNA from Dovyalis caffra, 576 nucleotides. The record is from the annotation of a GenBank genome assembly. Lineage: Eukaryota; Viridiplantae; Streptophyta; Magnoliopsida; Malpighiales; Salicaceae.
AUGGCAUCAUUUGCAGGGACAACUCAGAAGUGUAAGGCAUGUGAGAAGACUGUAUACUUAGUGGAUGAACUCACUGCUGAUAACAAAGUCUAUCACAAGGCUUGUUUUAGAUGCCACCACUGCAAGGGUACUCUCAAGUUGAGCAACUAUUCAUCCUUUGAAGGUGUUUUAUAUUGCAAGCCUCACUUUGAUCAACUUUUUAAGAGGACAGGCAGCUUGGAUAAAAGUUUUGAAGGCACUCCAAAAACGGUUAGAGUUGACCGGUCAGCUGAUCAGGUCCAUAGCAACAGCAAAGUCUCAAGUAUGUUUGCUGGAACUCAGGAGAAAUGUGUUGCUUGCAAGAAAACUGUUUACCCAAUUGAAAAGGUGGCAGUUGAUGGAACAUCUUAUCAUAAAGCUUGUUUCAGAUGCGCUCAUGGAGGCUGUAUCAUCAGCCCAUCAAAUUAUGUAGCCCAUGAGCAUCGUCUUUAUUGUAGGCACCAUCAUCAUCAGCUCUUCAAGGAGAAGGGAAACUUCAGCCGACUUGACAAGCAUGAACUUGUCACGCCAGUGAAUGAGACUGCAGCUGCUGAAUGA